AUGGUAUCGCUCCUCAAACUCGCCAAAGUCACUGAAGAAGGUGUCCGUUUCCUCAGUCCCCACGAUGGGUCGCCCAUGCUACUCACACCCGAACACUCCAUCUCCCUCCAGAACUCAAUCGGCUCCGACAUAAUCAUGCAACUUGACGACGUUAUCGCGACCACCUCACCCGAUCACGCGCGCAUGAAGGAGGCCAUGGAACGCUCGGUACGCUGGCUUGACCGCUGCAUACAAGCGCAUAAGCACCCAGACAGACAGAACCUUUUCUGUAUCAUACAAGGUGGCCUGGACCUGGACAUGCGGAAAGAAUGUACCGCCCAGAUGGUUGCGCGAGAUACACCAGGCAUCGCGAUAGGAGGCCUUUCUGGCGGCGAGGAGAAGGCGGCCUAUUGCGAAGUCGUGAAGACAUGUACCGACCUGCUUCCUGAGAAGAAGCCGCGAUAUGUUAUGGGCGUCGGAUAUCCAGAAGAUCUGGUCGUCUCCGUCGCACUUGGCGCUGACAUGUUUGACUGUGUUUGGCCAACACGAACCGCCCGAUUCGGCAACGCCAUCACAUCACGCGGCUCCCUCAACCUACGCAAUGCCAUGUACUCCGAAGACUUCAGCCCUAUCGAAGAAGGUUGCCGAUGCACAUGCUGCCGUCCGACAUCCGAUGGCGGACUGGGUAUCACCCGAGCCUACAUAUACCACGUCACCGCGAAAGAGACUGCUGGUGCCCACCUUCUCACCAUGCACAACGUCUACUACCAAUUAAACUUGAUGAGGGAAGCGAGAGAGGCCAUCAUGCAGGACCGAUACCCGCAGUUUGUCAAGGACUUCUUUGGCGAUCUGUACAACAGGGAAAAGGAUAAGUAUCCUGUAUGGGCGGUCGAUGCGCUGAAAAGUGUUGGUGUAGACCUGCUUGCCGAGUAG
Molecule: messenger RNA, 912 nt
Organism: Alternaria ventricosa
Lineage: Eukaryota; Fungi; Ascomycota; Dothideomycetes; Pleosporales; Pleosporaceae
Exons: 3
Coding region: 1-912 (303 amino acids)
Cellular component (GO): cytosol
Molecular function (GO): tRNA-guanosine(34) queuine transglycosylase activity
Source: RefSeq, a predicted model, not a curated record